CACAGGGAGCUGUUGGGGGUGUGUGGGAAGGGGUUUCAGAGCCUGUUUGGCUCAGGAUGGUUAAGACCCUGCAGUUCAUCUAGGUCCGCAUUUCUCUCUUGUGACUUCACACAUCUAAGGGAUUUUUAAACGCAUAUCUUAAGAAGUUCAGAAGACUUCUAUAAAUGUGAUUAAUGAUGUGAAAAUAUUGAUCUCAGGAAUACUUAAAGUUACCGCCCUGGUUCAGCUCUGUAUAACGUAGUGCUUCCUCUGCCCCAGUUUUCUGCCCCCCUUAACCCACAGGAAUGUCUGUGUCAAAGGUAUGUCAUGUCUGUGUAUUUUUCCCUUUUUCGGUCUCUCCAUGGUAUUGCAGCAGAAGCACACUCGGGAGUACGGAAGAAUCUUCAAGUCUCACUUUGGUCCUCAGUUUGUAGUGUCUGUUGCAGACCGAGACUUGGUGGCUCAGGUGCUGCGGGCGGAGGGGGCUGCGCCCCAGAGAGCCAACAUGGGGUCCUGGCAGGAGUACCGAGACUUACGAGGCAGAUCUACCGGGCUCAUCUCGGCGGAGGGUGACCAGUGGCUCAAGAUGAGAAGUGUGUUGAGACAAAGAAUUCUGAAACCAAAAGAUGUGGCCCCCUUUUCGGGAGAAAUCAAUCAAGUUAUUGCCGAUUUAAUUAAAAGAAUCUACUUCCUCAAGAACCAGGCAGAAGAUGGAGAAACUGUGACCAACAUCAAUGACCUAUUCUUCAAAUAUUCCAUGGAAGGAGUGGCCACCAUCCUCUACGAGAGCCGUCUGGGCUGCCUGGAGAGCAGCAUCCCACAGCCCACGGAGGACUACAUCCAGGCCCUGGGGCUCAUGUUCAGCAUGUUCAGGACCUCCAUGUACGCAGGCGCCAUCCCCCGGUGGCUCCGCCCGCUCGUCCCCAAGCCCUGGCGCGAGUUCUGCAGGUCCUGGGAUGGACUCUUCAAAUUCAGCCAAAUUCAUGUUGACAACAAGCUGAAGGCAAUACAGUGCCAAAUGGACCGAGGGGAGAGAGUGAGAGGGGGGCUGCUCACCUGCCUCUUCCUCAGUCAGGAGCUGACGCUGGAGGAAAUCUACGCAAACAUGACGGAGAUGCUCCUGGCCGGCGUCGACACGACGUCCUUCACCUUGUCCUGGGCGGUGUACCUCCUCGCGAGGCACCCAGAGGUGCAGCAGACUGUGUACCGGCAGAUAGUGAAGAAUCUGGGGGAGAGGCAUGUUCCCACGGGGGCCGAUGUCUCCAAAGUCCCGCUGGUCCGAGCUCUGCUUAAGGAAACCUUGAGGCUGUUUCCAGUGCUGCCGGGGAAUGGCCGGGUCACCCAGGAGGACCUGGUUGUCGGCGGGUACCUGAUUCCCAGAGGCACCCAGCUGGCCCUCUGCCACUAUGCCACGUCCUAUGAGGAUGAGAACUUCCCUCGGGCCAAGGAGUUCCGCCCGGAGCGCUGGCUGCGGGAGGGGCACCUGCACAGGGUUGACAAUUUUGGAUCCAUCCCCUUUGGCUAUGGAGUUCGCAGCUGCAUCGGGCGGAGGAUUGCAGAACUGGAGAUCCACCUCGCCGUGAUCCAGUUGCUGCAACAUUUUGAGAUCAGAACAUCUCCUUGGACUAAAACUGUUCAUGCAAAAACCCACGGGCUUCUGAUGCCCGGGGAGCCCAUCCAUGUGCGUUUUGUUAACAGAAAGUGAGCCUGGAGUGUUAACCCAGCCAGUGGACCGACACAGACUGGGCGUUCCUGUGCCCCCGAUGACCGCGGCGGAGGAGGAGGACCACUUUUAGGGCUGUCUUGGGUAUAGACUGGCCUCCUGGGUUCCGGGAGGCUUUUGAAUCUUUACCCAAAUAGUGUGAGAAAAUUGUUAGACUUUUGCCUACCAGAGUUGCCUUUUCUUUGGAGAAACAGUUGUUUAAAAGCCAGGGGCACCGAGUUCUCCUGCCUCAUACAGUGUCUUACCCUUGGGCUCAAUGUUUGGUCUCCUAUGCGUUUGUGCCAAGAAACGGCACGCUUACAAAUUCAGUGCUCGAAUGUACAUCCUCUGAUCCUGCUUCAGGACUCCGUUUGGACGCAGUUAUCAACUUCUCAUUUUUUAAUUUGAAGGGAGACCAUUAAGAAUGCCUCUGUAAUACCGUAAUUAUGGGAAGAAAGCACCACAGGCGACACAAAGCACCAGAUUUAGCUCCUGUGAAUGAAAAGGACCAUGCUCUUAUUUUCCUCUCCAAACCAGUGCUUCUUGUUCUAAUCUUAGCUGCUGAAGAAGGCGAACCUUACUUUUUUUGUUUGAAGAAAAUAAUCAUGAAGAAAUAAAAUUCCUGGCUGAGUCAAGAAUCAUCACGGUUUCUAAGCAAAUCGAAAUCCGAAGCACAUGUGUAAGAAUGGAGAAGCUGAGCAUGUGAAACUUCGUUGCCUACGGUGAGAAAACGGAAUUAAACGAGGCUGGUGGAAAACAGUGUAACUUCAGAACAUUUUCAUUUCAAGGAAAAAUAAAUAUCUAAAAGGACACGCUAAUAGAGAAAAUAAUAUUUUUCUUCUUCGUAGUCUUAUUUUAAAUGUCCAAACUGGAAAUGUGGUCCAGCUGUUGGUGCUGACAUCAGGCUCGACUCUAAGGAGUCUCUGAGUGUCUGUUCCCGUUCAUGCAACUUGCUGGUCACCAAUAAAAACCCAAUUUCAUAAUACUCUCCCUGCACUGUCGUGCUUGAAACUGCCUAUCCUCAAUCCCAUAAUUCUCUUUACAUAAUCCUUAUCCCCAAGUCACUUUCCUACUAAUAUAUACCAUAAAUCUCUCUUCCCCUCUUUAGUCAUUCUGCAAGAUAAUCCUUGUAUAAAGUAGAAAUGGGGGGUGGGGGUACAGCUCAGUGGUAGAGCACACACGUGCUUGGUGUGCAUGAGGUUCUGGGUUCAAUCCCCAGUACCUCUUAAGGGGAAAAAAAGGUAAUAGAAUAAAAUAGAAGUAAUAUCCACUUCACAUACCAUGUUUGUUCAAGUAUAUAAUCAUGUUGAAAUCUAUGUGAUGAUGGAAUAACUGUAAUAGGAGAGUUGUAAAAACGUGUACAGUUACAUGUGAAAUUAUGUCAUAGUAAUUGACAAGAUGUUGGACUACAGGGGUAUAAACUUUUAUAACUAGAUGCAAUUUUAUUCUGUUCCAGACUGACAUUUAAAAAUCUGGAGACUAAGUAACUUGAGGUGACCCCUUAUUCUCCAAGGCAACCUCUAGGGAAGUAUAGCUCUACCCGGGGUUAGGGUUAGUUCACACCUGAGCCCACUGCUUAGUCUCCAAGGACAGAAAGAGAAGUGGCCGGGCCUUGGGAGCCUCCUGGUGUGACCAGCGGGACGUGCACAACCCCACCUGUGACGCAUUCUUGCCAAAGAAAGUGAAAGCAAAUUACUUAAUUCUCUAGAUCCACGACCAGUGUAUAGGGAGGGAAUACAGGGUAUAGAGGGACAUGUGAAAACUCCACGUGGACGCAACAAGCAAAAUCCAGAGUGCAAAGUCUACAGGACAAAUAACUUGUUUUAUUCCUUCAACAAAUCAGUGACAAGAAAGAAGAAAAAAAGGAAGGGGGAACUGUUUUAGACGAGAUUUUAAAAAAAAUUUAUUUUAAGUUUUUUUUCUUGGGAGCAUACCCUUUUAUUUUUUGUCCUUUUUUUUUAAAUAGAGGUACUGGGGAUUGAACCCAGGACCCUGUGCAUGCUAAGCACGUGCUCUACCCCUGAGCUAUACCCUCCCCCCAGAUGAAGAGAUUUAAGAGCUAAGUAAGAAAAUUUGAACACUGUGUAUUUGAUGAUAUUAAGAAUUAUUGUUACAUUAGCAGGAAAGUGCUCUUAUCUCUUGGAGAUGUUUCUUUAUUUUUUUAAUCAUUUUUUUUUAUUGCGUUAUAGUCAUUUUACAAUGUUGUGUCAAAGAGAUGUUUCUUAAAGAUAUAAAUAUGUAACAUUUAUGGACGAAAUGUUAUGACAUCUUGGAUUUGCUUUAAGAUAGCCCAGCUUGCUGGGGAGGGAGGCUGGCUUGUGUGUGUGAGUUGGGGGUGGAGAUUGUGGGGGAAGAAGAGAGACUGGCUUGAUGCUGACAGCUGGUGAUGCUGGGGGAGUGGGUACGUGGAGGAUUCGUGUCUCCAUUCUGUCUCCUUUGUGUACAUGUGAACAUUUCUAUAAUAAAAAGUGUCUUCAAAAACCAAA
Messenger RNA from Vicugna pacos (alpaca), 4167 nucleotides. Lineage: Eukaryota; Metazoa; Chordata; Mammalia; Artiodactyla; Camelidae. The record is from RefSeq and is a predicted model, not a curated record.